This is a messenger RNA of Quercus robur (English oak), 1388 nucleotides long. RefSeq names its product protein SRG1-like. The transcript has 4 exons. The record is from RefSeq and is a predicted model, not a curated record. The coding region runs from base 135 to 1184 and encodes 349 amino acids. Lineage: Eukaryota; Viridiplantae; Streptophyta; Magnoliopsida; Fagales; Fagaceae.
UCGACCCAACGACCAAAAAUAAAGCCUUUAAGCGCUAUGGAGUUUGAAAUGCAUAUAAUAGUCUACACUCCAACCACCCUGAACAUAACCUCAAUAUUGAACAUACAGCAUCUGCUUUCUUUCAUACUCUUAACAUGGCCGACUCUGCUCCUGCUUUCAAGACACCGAUGGUGCAGAAAAGUGUCCAAGAAUUAGUCCUCAAUGGCGAUGAACUUCCAGAAAAAUAUAUUCGAAAGGACAGGAAGGGUGGAGACUUGGAUGUUCCAUUGGUGGAGAUUCCAGUUGUCAAUCUUGGUCUGCUCUCAUCUUUGCCAACCAGCAAAGAAGAGCUGCAGAAACUUCGAUCAGCUCUAAGCACAUGGGGCUGCUUUCAGGUAAUCAACCAUGGUAUGACACCAUCAUUUCUAGAUGAAGUUCGUGAUGUUACGAAGCAAUUUUUUGCACUUCCAAUGGAAGAGAAGCGAAAAUACUCCAGAGAAGCUGAUGGCAUAGAAGGCUAUGGAAAUGACAUGAUCCUUUCAGAGGAACAAAUACUUGAUUGGACCGACCGAUUGUAUAUUACGUUAAAUCCAGAACAGCGAAGGCUCAAGUUUUGGCCUGAAAAUCCCAAAGCUUUUAGGGAUAUUCUAAAUGAUUAUACUAUCAAGUUGAACAUGGUGACUGAAAUCAUCCUUACGGCCAUGGCAAGGUCACUGGACUUGGAGGAUAACUGCUUUUUAGACCAAUAUGGAAAAGAAGCAACAAUGACUGCAAGAUUCAACUACUAUCCAAAAUGUCCAAGGCCGGAUCUUGUACUAGGGGUCAAAGAGCACGCAGAUGCAUCAGCAAUCACAUUUCUCUUGCAAGACAAAGAAGUGGAAGGUCUUCAAUUCCAGAAAGACAAUCAGUGGUUUAAAGUUCCAAUCAUUCCUGAGGCUCUUCUCAUUAAUGUUGGUGAUCAAGCAGAGAUGAUGAGCAACGGAAUUUUCAAGAGCCCAGUACACAAAGUGGUGACAAACUCAGAAAGGGAGAGGAUUUCUUUGGCUGUGUUCUGCCUUCCUGGAUUAAAUGAAGAGAUUGGACCAAUUGAUAGGUUGGUUGAUGAAUCAAGGCCAAGAUUAUACAACAAGGUGAAAAACUACGUGAGUAUUUAUUUCGAGUACUACCAGCAAGGAAAGAGACCAAUUGAAGCAGUGAAAAUUUAAUUUUUGGUAUCAUUCUUUCUUGUGGUGUGCAUCAGUGCAUUUGAAAAUGAUUGCAUCAGAUUCAACAGACAAUGUUACCAGGUUGAAAGCAGUUUUUCUGAAGCAAUGUAAUAAAUCCUUGAGCAUCUGUGCAAGAAGUCAAGGAAGAUUCAUAUAAUCAUUCUGAUUUCAUAAGUCGAUAGCAUUGGACAGUUUUCCAUUGUC